Eruca vesicaria subsp. sativa (arugula) is the source of this 1633-nucleotide messenger RNA. The record is from the annotation of a GenBank genome assembly. Lineage: Eukaryota; Viridiplantae; Streptophyta; Magnoliopsida; Brassicales; Brassicaceae.
AUAUUACAUCAAAACAAAACACAACAAACAAACAUAUAAAAAAAUGAAAGAAGCACUUUCAAUAUUGUGUCUUGUUCUUCUUGUUUCGGUUUCCGAAGCAGCAAUAACGAAACCACAUUAUGAUAACUUCAUCAGAUGCCUUAGCUCUCGGACUAAUGCGGAGAAUCCAAUCAACGAUGCCAUCUUCACCGCCAAGAACACCACAGCCUUCUUGUCUUCUUACGUGUCCUACACGAAAAACAAGAGGUUCACAAGCCCUAACUACAAAACACUGAUGGCCAUUGUCACAGCAAAACAUGUAUCUCAUGUUCAAGCCACGGUGGUCUGCGCAAAGUCCAAUGGUAUCCAGCUCCGAAUCCGAAGCGGAGGACACGACUACGAGGGGCUUUCUUACAUGUCCUCUGUGCCAUUUGUGAUCCUAGAUAUGUUCAAUCUAAGGUCUGUAACCGUUGACGUGUCAAGCAAGAAAGCUUGGGUUCAAGCUGGUGCGACCUUGGGAGAGCUCAACACAAAGAUCAACAACGCGAGCAAAACGUUAGCGUUCCCAGCUGGCGUUUGCGCUACCGUGGGAGCUGGAGGACACAUCAGCGGUGGUGGAUACGGUAACCUCAUGAGGAAAUACGGAAUCACGGUGGAUCAUGUCGUUGAUGCUCAAAUAGUAGAUGUCAACGGCAAGCUCUUGAAUCGUGCCACCAUGGGAGAAGAUCUCUUCUGGGCCAUUCGUGGUGGUGGUGGUGGGAGUUUUGGAGUUAUCCUCUCUUGGAAACUCAACCUCGUCGAGGUUCCAAGGAUCAUGACAGUGUUUAGGGUUAACAAAACAUUGGAACAAGGAGGCACUGAUGUUCUCUACAAGUGGCAACUCGUCUCAACCAAACUUCCGGAAACUCUUUUCAUCAGAGCGAUGCCUCAGGUCGUAAAUGGAACAAGAAACGGAAAGAGAACCAUCGCGGUUGUGUUCUAUGCUCAGUUCAUGGGUCAAGCUGAUGAGCUGAUGGCUAUAAUGAACCAAAGCUUGCCUGAACUAGGGCUAAAACGUGAAGAUUGUCAAGAAAUGAGCUGGCUUAACACGACCUUGUUUUGGGCUGAUUAUCCUGCCGGGACACCAACAAGUAUCCUCUUAGAUAGGCCGUCGAGCCCCGGAGAUUUCUUCAAGAGCAAGUCAGACUACGUCAAGAAACCUAUCCCUAAAGAAGGUAUUGAGAAGCUUUGGGCGGCAAUGUUGAAAUUCAACCAAGUUGUGUGGAUGCAAUGGAACCCUUACGGCGGCGUGAUGGACCGUAUUCCGGCGACCGCCACGGCGUUUCCUCACCGGAAAGGAAACUUGUUCAAGAUUCAGUACUUUACUACAUGGUUGGACGCAAACAGCACAGAGGCUAGCUUGAAUAUGAUGAGGGAGUUUUACGAGGUUGCGGAACCGUAUGUGUCAAGUAACCCGAGAGAGGCGUUCUUUAAUUAUAGAGACAUGGACGUUGGAAACAACCCAAGUGGUCAGACAAACGUUGAUGAAGCUAAGAUCUAUGGUUCGAAAUAUUUCUUGGGGAACUUGAAGAGGCUGAUGGAAGUUAAAGCAAAGUAUGAUCCUGAGAACUUCUUCAAGAACGAGCAGAGUAUUCCUCCUGCUCGUGUAAACUAG